Aspergillus niger is the source of this 1431-nucleotide messenger RNA. RefSeq lists its product as hypothetical. NCBI's taxonomy places the organism in Eukaryota, Fungi, Ascomycota, Eurotiomycetes, Eurotiales, Aspergillaceae. The transcript is spliced from 10 exons. The record is from RefSeq and is a predicted model, not a curated record. The coding region runs from base 1 to 1431 and encodes 476 amino acids.
AUGGGCGAUGCGCGUUGGUUCUGGCUCCGUUGUUUGGGAUUUUGCCUUUGGAGAAUAACGGCUACCACUACUUUGACUACGGCGGCAGGGUCAUCUCCUCUCAGGAAUCAGCCCCCCUAUUAUCGGCCCUGGAAUGAGUCAAGGGUCUGCCGGCCACAUCACGGACCUCUUCCCCCCUCUGAUCACCAGAGCUACUUUGAUGCCACUGGGAUGAGCUGGGUAGCUGCCCACUUCUCAGGGGCUAUCAGCUCUCUAGUCUAUACACCGAGCCCGAGCCCGUUCGUCUAUUUGUUCCUGGCGCGCCAAGCUGUCUCCAUCGCACGGCUUCUGGCUGGAUCAGGCAAUUCACCGCGCCUCGGACUUUCCACCCGAGCAUCCGCCCCACCCGCGCCUCGCUCUUCUGCCCGUAUUUCCGUCAAACUCUUCAACUCGCUGGUCCGCUGGUCUUCCGUAUCCGUAUCUCCUGGCUCCGGCUCAUCUCCGUUCGUUCCUUUGGUCUUCUGUGUCAGACAUUGUCUUGCUGAGAUAAGUCCCAUUCUUCUUACUCUUCUAGCGACUUCUAGGGUUCCUCGGAUCGGGGUUUGCGGCACUAGAAGGCAAUUUCUCGUUCAUGGCGUUGCUUAUGGAUCUGUUCUCACCGAUCGCCUCUGUCGUCAUCAGCUCGUGGAGACAUGCUCGAAGGAGAUUGGCAUGUUCUCAGUGCCAGCCAGCCGUCCGGGGAUUUUGGCCAGAGAGAUCUCGUCGUAUUUACCUCAUGUAGCAUGGAUUGACGGCCAAUCUGGAAAUGACGUGGCUGGCCUGGCCUGGCCAUUUACCACGCCCGUUAUCCUUGCUCGUGCAGGUGCAGCCCAGUGGUCCGACCUUUUCUUUGUCUCUCGCGCGUCAUGCCGUCAUGGAUCGUCGCACGCUUUGAUACUACGUGGGACAACAGGAAGCGGCGGAUGUCUCCCUACCCACUUCGCUCCACUCUUGCUCCGACUCUAUCCUCAUCGCGGCAGUCACACCAACAGCAUUACUCGAGGGAGAGAGAGCAUGCUUUCGCUUAGCCUCGCUCGUUCUCCCGGAAGCCCGAAGAUAGACAACCAGAUAUUUUCCCUCUACUAUCCUACUACUGGGUACAUCACAGCGGGAAGGCUUGAAAAAGCAAGCGCCAAGAUAAUUCUCGAACUUCAGAUCAGCUGUUCGCCCGCGCCACCGGGUGGCGACUGCUUUGGGGGGAAAUCAUCUAUCAUUCGUUCGGUGGGCUGUGGACGGGAGGGUCGGUGGUGGACGUCGUGGUGGGAUUGCCCUCGUGGGUACCGGGCAGUGUGGAUUCAGGGUCCUUCCUACUACUCCGAUGGGCUGGGUCCUAGUACUACUUUACUCACUCCGAGUCACCUUUGCUUUGUUCCGACGGUUGAUCCUAUUUGUGCGUGCAUUGAUCCUGCCUGA